AACGCGCCUAAAAACACUCCUAGCUGGUCUCACAGACUUUACAUAGGCCUAUUUGUAAGGUUUAGGAAGCAGUAUGUGCUUACAAACCAUUUCCAACAUGCACAAAACUAUGGUAUUCCAAAAGAGUACUGAAUCUCCUGCUUCUAGCAUUCAAGUCUGCCUGCUAGUUUUAGUAUGCUUGAGUACUUUGUCAAGCAUCAAUGCUAAGAUCACUAGCAGUAUUCCCAACAAAAUCCAAAAAGGUCAAAUGAUUAAUGUAUCACAGAGCAUAGUAUCUGCUAGUGGAAGCUUUGAACUUGGUUUCUUCUCUCCUAAAAACACCACUAAUCUCUACGUCGGAAUAUGGUUAUUCAAGAAGAGAGUUUCUGAGUACUGUGUUUGGAUUGCUAACAGAGAUUACCCUCUCCUUAGUUCCUCUGCUAUCCUCACUAUCAACCUUGAAGGAAACAUUGUGAUUUCUGAUGGAAAAAAGAUCUACAUGGUGACCAACACCUCAAGAGGAAAAGAUACAUUCGCCAUGCUAACGGAUUCAGGUAAUCUUGUACUGAAAGAAAGCAAUAGCUCAGAAGAUGAUCAUGGUCUAUUAUGGCAAAGUUUUGACUAUCCUACACAUUCCCUUUUGACUGGAAUGACAUUUAUGUGGGAUUCUUCUUCUUUACUAUCAUGGAAAAGUGAAGCUGAUCCUACUCCAGGUAACUUUUCCCUAAUAUUAGAUUCAUCAAAGAAGCAGCUAGUCAUCAAGGACAGGUCCAAUACAAGUGGUGGUGAUGCAAAUGAGAAUGAAGGGUCCAUGUUAGGUAUGAUUUUGAAUAAAAGCUUUCAAGGGAAGCUUUAUCUUGGCAUCAAUCCUCAAAAUGAUUCCUCUGGUCAAAUUUCUCGGCUAGUGUUGGAUGAAUCAGGGCAGCUUAAGCUACAGUCAUGUUCAGCACAAACCAAACUUUGCACAUGGAUAUGGUCCAGAUGCUGGUAUUCACUAUGUGGAGCUUAUAGUAAUUGCAAUGAGACCACUAAGUCAUGUAGCUGUUUGCCUGGGUCCAAGCGUGUUGAUAAUUCGACUUUAGGAGAGAAUCCUAUAAGCUGUAAGAGGAAGAUUGAAUUAAAGUGCAGUAAUCUCAAUCUAAAUGCUGAUAAUUUCUUUCCUAUUUCAACUACUGAGUUUCCAAAUGGAGCCUUGAAGUUCGAUGUUGGGAAUGAUUCAGGCUGCAAAUCAGCUUGCUUGAAAAAUUGUUCUCUCAUUGUUUAUGCUUACGAUGAACAGAGUGGAUGCUUAUUAUGGAAUACUGCUUCAUUCUUCAAUCUGAGGCAACAUUCGAACCAUAAACACAGGAAUACAAGAAAACUUUCUCUCAGACUUGCUGCUGGUUUUGAGAUUAGUCAUAUGAAAGUCAUUUCUGUCACACAUGAAACAAAUGGGAGUGUUAAAAUGAAAAAGAAGAAAGGAAUUAAAAAUGUUCAUUUGCUGAUUAUAUUAUCAGUUGGUUCUGUAGUUUUGCUGAUUCUUUGUAGACUUUUGACUAAGCAGAGAAGGUUUGGAUGGAAAGCAGGGAAAAAUUUGUUACAUUUCGAUGUGGAAAUGAGCCUAAGAGAUGACCACUCCGAGCUUCCUGAACUUAAAAUGCGCAAAAAAGGUGGAGAGAAGUCAAGCAAGUUGGUAUUUUUUACCUUCUCAAGUGUGGCAACUGCUACUGAUAAUUUCUCAGAUGAAAAACAGAUUGGAGAGGGUGGGUCUGGACUAGUUUACAAGGGAACAUUAAUAAAAGGAGAUGAGGUGGCUGUAAAAAGACAAAUAAAAAAAUCUCAUGAAGGAAAGAAGCAGUUCAAAACUGAAGCAAAUCUCAUUGCCAGACUUCGACACAGGAAUCUUGUUAAAUUACUAGGCUGCUGCAUUGAAAGAAAAGAAAGAAUUCUUAUUUAUGAAUACAUGCGCAACAAAAGCUUGGAUUUUUACCUCUUUGAUUCAAAAAGGGGCAGCCUUCUUACAUGGGAGAUACGAGUUAGAAUCAUUGAGGGGAUAUCUCAAGGGCUUCUUUAUCUUCAUCAGUACUCCAGGAUCAGAAUAAUACAUGGAGACCUUAAGGCUAAUAACAUAUUACUGGAUGAAGGCAUGAAUCCAAGAAUAUCAGAUUUUGGAAUGGCAAGAAUUCUUAAAGAGAACCAGCCACACAGAGCUAGUGAAACACCUGGUGGAACUUUUGGCUACAUGUCGCCUGAAUAUUCUCAAGGCAUUGUGUCAGACAAAGCCGACGUUUUUAGCUUUGGAGUCUUAUUGUUGGAAAUUGUGAGUGGAAAAAGGAACGCAACAAAUUUUCCGAACUGGGAGACUCGUAGUAUUAUUGCAUAUGCAUGGAAAUUGUGGACAAGUGACAGAGCAUUGGAGUUGAUGGAUCCGUUACUAGAAGAUCAGUCUACAAUGCAUGUGGACAUGGUGCUAAGAUACAUCCAUAUAGCACUCCUUUGCGUGCAAGAAAGUACAGCCGAUAGGCCCAACAUGUCUCAGGUUGUCAUGUGGCUAAGCAAUUAUCAUCAAGACUUAUCUCAGCCCAAGCAGCCAGCUUUCUUCAAUUCUACCACUACGGUCGAUCCAAACCCAGUUCAGAUUGAGGCUGAAAUUGUCUCUACAAACUUUGUAACUGUUUCUGCUAUUGAACCACGUCCAUAAAUUCAGGAGUGUCCUUAUGUUCAAUAUUUCAUUGUGCUGGUUUGAAUGCAUCGUUAAGCUUUGUAUAAGACUUUUUUUGCAUUGUGAAGAUAUGGCAUGUGGCGACUCUUAGUUGUUCACUUCAAACAGUUGGUUAUUAUGGUUAACAAUGAGGUUGCAGUUUACAAAAAUUUUGUGCUGUUUAAUCAUCUAUAAAACUCGGUCAAGUUCCAAGCAAAGUAUUCCAUUAUUUGUAUCAUUUACACUGAAUCGAGAGCUGCUCAAUUAAUAUUUGAAGCUUUUGACUAA
Humulus lupulus (European hop) is the source of this 2947-nucleotide messenger RNA. RefSeq names its product G-type lectin S-receptor-like serine/threonine-protein kinase At1g11300. Gene Ontology annotation, molecular function: ATP binding; protein serine/threonine kinase activity. Bases 74 to 2659 code for a protein of 861 amino acids. The record is from RefSeq and is a predicted model, not a curated record. Lineage: Eukaryota; Viridiplantae; Streptophyta; Magnoliopsida; Rosales; Cannabaceae. Gene Ontology annotation, biological process: protein phosphorylation. The transcript is spliced from 7 exons.